Messenger RNA from Cariama cristata (Red-legged seriema), 933 nucleotides. Its product is annotated as tumor-associated calcium signal transducer 2-like. The record is from RefSeq and is a predicted model, not a curated record. Gene Ontology annotation, cellular component: membrane. Lineage: Eukaryota; Metazoa; Chordata; Aves; Cariamiformes; Cariamidae.
AUGGAGCUUCUGUUUGGGGUUUUGCUGGGUUUGAUUCUGGCGGCAGCUUCAUCCGCGCAGAACAACUGUACCUGCGCAACCAACAAGUGGAUGGUAUGUGCCCAGGACGGAUCUGGGAACUGCACGUGCACGCUGGUAGGUUCAAAUCGCAAGGUAGACUGUUCAACACUGACUUCAAAAUGCUUGCUGAUGAAGGCAGAAAUGAUCCCCCUGAAGGAGAAGCGCUUCUGAGGCCAUCCCCGUGGGCUGCUAGAUAAUGAGGGCAUUUACAAUCCAGACUGCAAGGACAGUGGUAUCUUCAAAGCCAGGUAGUGCAAUCAAACUGAUACUUGCUGGUGUGUGAACACUGCCGGAGUAAGAAGAAUCGAAAAGGGUGACAAAAGCCUGAGUUGCAGUGAACUGGUUAGAACAAGCUGGAUCUGCAUUGAACUGAAGCACAAAAAAAAGUCCAGGGCCUUCAAUGUUCCCGACGUAGCGAACGCCCUGAAACAUCAGUUUGAGAGCCAAUACAAACUGCACUCCAGGUACAUCGCAGCCAAGUAUGAUUCCCUACUUAGCCAAAUCCGCCUCAACCAGUGUGAUUGGCAGAAAUCUAGGUGUGAGGUAGAUAAAGCUGAUGUAGCCUAUUACUUUGAAAAAGAUAUAAAAGAUGAGUCCAUAUUUCAUUCUAACAGUACGUUAACUGUCUCUGUCAAUGGAGAUGCUCUGGAUAUUGAAAAACUACGUAUUUACUAUGCUGAUGAAAAGCCACCAGAGUUUUGCAUGAGACAGCUGGUUGCUGACGUUUGUGCUGCGAUGACAGUGGUGAUACUGACUGCUGGCUUUCGCAUCACUGUGCUGGUUAUUCUGAGGUGGCUGUGGACAAGAAAAUAUGAGAAAGUUGAGAUUAAAGAAAUGGGUGAAGGAAAAGCACCAAGCUUACAGCUGCCCUGA